AUUCGAAUGCUAGUAUGAAUCUUCAUAGUACAGCGCCAAUGUACGCAUUUGGCAACGUAGCUGCAACAACAGCUGACGAUGUUACACGCAACUCGGCUGCUGAUUCAAGUGACAUAGUUGGCUCUGGUGCGGGAGUGAGUGGAUUCGGUUCAUUCAUGGGAACUGUAGUAGAUGCAGUACAUGAUGGAGGAGACAGACAGAUAGGUAACGAAUUUGGGAUAACUACACAGGAUAGCCUAGAAAAUGUCAACGGGAGACACACUAAAAAACACAGACAUAAACACAAAGAGCGUGGUCGAACAAACGAGAAAAAAAAUAAACCUAAGGCGGAGAAAGAGCGCAGCAGUACGAGUAAGAGUGCUCGCGAAAGAAACAGUAGUGGAGGGAAGCGGCGUAAACAUAAAUAUAGUGAAAGUGACAGCAACAGCGACGCUCAGGAAGGUCACACGGCAGAAAGAUCGCGCAAACGGACGCGACAAGAUCAGGGUAAGGAGAGAUAUACCAGAGAUUGGCAUGAGGAAAGAGGGAACAUACGUAGGUCACAACUACGCGAUGAAGAAUAUAAAACGGAUAAGAGAAGAGACUCUGUGGAUCGCAGUCGUGAGGGUAGAAGUAAAGACCGGCAACGCGGGGUAAAUUCACACAGUGACUGUAAGCCCAGUAGGUCUAGUGAUGGAAAUGAUGGAAAUGCCACGCAUAAGAAAGUACGUACUAGGGACUGUAAGUCGAGCGAGAGGAGGGGGACCAGUGGGAGAUACGAAAGUACGUAUAGUCGCGGUUAUAGGCGAAGUACGAGUAGGACUUAUUCACCGCAAGCGUUCAAAACAGGGUCAAGCUCCGACUCAUCCCACAAAUCGCAUAAACGAAAGUCGACACAUAUCCCAAGGACUGAUGAAGGGGACAAAGAUAAACACAAGCUUAAAAGUGGGAUGCAUAUUGACGAUUUAAAUCGGAGAGAAAACUUGGUUGAAGGUAGGCUAGGUUCGACAGGGAAUGGUGGCUAUUUCGCAGGGUUCAAGACGGACAAAAGGCAUGAUAAAGAUAAUCUGACAUACGGUACACCCUAUCUGAAGGAUGUCCCGAAGUUCCACAGACAGCGGGAGGCUACGGUUAUCGGCACAGAUAGUCUUGGUACCAGUGGCUUCUUCUUAGCUAGAGAGCGCGAGAGAAAGAAAACUGCUAGGUAUUUCGAUGAUAGGGUUGGGAGCUCGGCAGUUCCUACAGAUAUACCUCUUGCACCUCCACGAAUAUCAGUAGAGGACAACAAAGAGUUGAGAAAAUCACCACACGAAGCUGCCGAGUUCCUGCCACUAAGCAGCACUACGUCAGCUACAGGCAGCAACACACGCGACGCUCGUCGCCUUCUAUACGGCCGAUUGCUCCGCGAGAAUCCCAGUAAUACCUCAACCUGGCUGUCGUUGGUAGCCUUGCAAGCCGAGGCUCUACAAGGGAAACACACAAAGGUACUGAGGAAAAUCGUGCGAGAAAAGCAGUUAGCUAUACUGGAGAAGGCUGUGUACGCAAAUCAAUCCAAUGAGGUGCUCCGUUUGCACUACUUGAGGCUUUCCAGCGAAUUGGCCGAGACAUCUGAACUAGCAAAGUUAUGGCGCGAAGCUAUGGCUAUGUUCUCCGCAUCGCCAGCUCUUUGGAAUGGCUAUUUACUAAUGCGAACCACACAUUUCGCUUCGUAUAAAUUCCGGCAGAUCACUUCUACCUUCGAUCGCUGCCUACGUACACUGACAAGCUAUAACGAAAGGAAUUCAGCAUUACACUCUCAGGGCGCUGUACAAGCACGUACACUGCGCGCAAGCACGUCCUCGGGGGAGCUGCUUUCCGACCCGGAUUUGGUUAGACUCAUGAGUCAAUACUUUCGAGUCAUAUGGGAUGCGGGCCAUACUGAAUUGGCUAUUGGAUGGUUACAAGCAGUUGUUGAGUACAACACAUUUGGCCAACCGUCUGACGCGCAUUCGGGUGUACAUGUGCGUUCAAGAGAGUUUUUUGAGCCGUUCUGGGAUUCGGAAGUGCCGAGAUUUGGCGAGAGGCAUACGAAGGGAUGGCGAGCACAUGCUGUUGGGGAUACACGCCCUUACCCUAUACGAGAGGGCGUUGAGGCAAGCGGCAAGGCAAAUGAAUACACAUCUGGUGAGUUGAGUAGUAGGGAUUUGGAAGGCAGUAUAAGUACCCGCGGGACGGGAGACACUUUAGAUCAUUUGAAACGUGCGCGAGCCAGCGAAAGGGAACAAUGGCUAUGGAUGGAGCUAUAUAGAGGGAUAGGCGAGGCCUUGCCCUGGCAUCUGGGCUGCGGCGAGAGCGGGGCCAGUGUGUGUGAAGACUUUGGCAUCAGUCCGGUCCUUCUUUUAAGAAGCCCUGGCAACGGUGCGUGCGCAAGGAUGAACACCGAGGAGACCGAUAGUGUAGAGGAUGCAGAUCGGAUGGUGCUGGGCGAAGACGUCGUGGAGUCUUUGGUGGAUAUUCGAUGCAAGGCAGAUGUGCUUUCCAUGAUAAAGAAUGCGCUCCGUUCCAUGGGCACACCCAUGCCCGAUUCGGACGCCAGUUCGUGGACGCAAUACGACUGUGUGCGUCAGUGGUGCGAUGUAUCGUCACUGUUGUCCCCUCUGGCCGUAGAUGUGGCGGCGCUACACCGUGCCACCGAUGCUACCCAAGAUUAUCUGGAGACAGAGCAUGUGAACGAGUACAGUAAGACAGCACAGGAGUAUCAUACACCCACACACGGACACUCGCAUCCGGGCGAUACAGAUGUGUCUUCGGUAUCGAUGGGAGGAAAUGAAAUAGAGUUGGAUUCUCGCACCCCUGGCGAUCGGGUUGGGGUAGCGUCUGUUGGUGUGCCGGGUCGCGAGCCCUGGUAUGCUAGCGAGGACUAUUUCAAGACGUCACAAGCAGUUGCGCAUCCGACGCUAAUGCAUACAAUGCGCUUGGAUACAGAGGUGAACAGAAUUCGGCCAAGAUGCUGCGAUCGUGUUGGGUUAGAGAGAGCAAUCGGUGGCCAGGGACAGUUUUACACACCGUUGCCUGGGUAUAGGGACAUUUUGCGCUACCGCUCGACUUUGGGGACGUCAGAUCCUUGCAUAGAGCGACUCUACAAGUUUUGUGGACGUGUCAUUGAACAGGCGCUCAUGCUCUUUCCUGACGACGAAGAGCUGCUGCUGGGGAGUGUGGCUUGGGUUGUGCAUGGACCCGACGGAGCAUUAGCGAUUGAAGAUGGAAUUGAAAAGUGCAAGACUCUUUUAUCGUGUGCUCGAUACGGGGAAAAUUAUCGGCUAUGGUAUACGUACUGCCAAUUAGAGCUCCAACUGGGUAACCGCAAAGCGGCCCGAAAGGCGUACGCUCGUAUCCUUUCAAUGCGACGUCAAGCAGAUAUUCAACAGUCAGCGGAGAGCGUCAUAAACCCUGGGCAGCACUCGCAUCCCAUUGGUGCCACCCUUCCCUCCUGGGAUAUGUGGCUUAUACUGAAAGGCAUGACACAAUUGGGGCUUGUUCAGGGGGAGUUCUACAGCGUGCUCCACGCGUUGGUGGCUUUCGUAAAACAGCCCAACGCUAAUGAAAAGCCCAUUAAGAAAGGGGCGUUACCCAUGCUGUCUACCACAGAGUUGAUGGUAGCAAAGCGCACGUAUGCAAACAUAUAUAGUCAAUUGGUCUUCCUCAGCCCAGACAAGGCGCUCCGAUGGGCAAGCACAACGGCUCGUACGCCAGCCACGGAGACCGAGGACGCCGUACCACCAGUACACCACCCCGUAGGAGGUAGUGCAAUGGUGCAUUUCAUUGACUGUUAUGCACUCUUCGAGUACCUCAGUCCAAUGUACACGCCCGGCGACCACACACCGGUGCGCAGCCAACCAAUACCAGGUGUGUCUGGUGGAGAGGCGGCUAUGCGCAGACUGCCGUCGCUGGAUGCAGCGCAGAGUGUGUACACGGAGGCGCUACAAUGGAUGUUGGGAAAAGGUGUGUACAAUCAGGCGAUGGCCAAGAGCCAGACGCUGGGGGCUUUGAAGCGACCCAAGAACAUGCCUGUGGAUGUAAAUGGCACUGGUGCGGACGAGCAUGAAUGGACAUUUGUAGAGCCAUCCAGUGCUGUAGUAGAGACGUUACUGACAGGCUAUGUGGAGAUGAUGGUGCGACACGCGCAGGCGCACGCCAGCCCUCUGAAUAAAUCUAGGCAGGUACUGGAGACCGCUCUCCUUCUCUUCCCGGGAAAUACAUACUUUCUGUCUCAGUACAUCUUGGCUGAAGCUAGACAAGGCUUAAUGACCCGGCGACGGCAGUUCAUGGACAAUCUGUUGUGUCUGUAUUUCACGGUGGAUCUGCCUAUCACCACUUGGUUGUUUGCACUCCAGGCUGAAAUGGUGAUGCGCAAUCCGGUGCACAGUCGUGUGAUUUCGCUGUUAGAAAGAGCUGUCGCGAACGAAUACGCCAUUUCUGCACCUGUUAUAUGGCACGUAUACUUACGGAUAGCGCUGAAGAAACGCUUGGACACGCCAACAUAUUUCCUAUCGUUAAGCUCGGGUAUGGGAGUUGCCAAGGGAGAGAAGGAGGGUGUCGACCCAGAGAAGAGAAACAAGCACACAAUCACUGCGACCGAUGGGGAAAACGCCACUGCGGACGUAGACGCUUCACCGAAGCAAUCCCACGAGCGUCCAACAGGUGAAACACGCACGUCAGGAAUACGUGAGCACGAACAACUAGUUACAAGUAACCGAGCACAGGCCAGAAAUGGUUUACUUGACAAUCGUGCUUGCAGAAGUUGUUCUACCGAGAAUGCUGAGCAGAAGGCCAUUGCUGCGAACAAUAAGACCGUUGAGGAGGUGUUCUACAGAGCGUUAGAGGCCUGUCCGGGAACGAAGUCGCUAUAUAUACAUGCCGUAUCGAACUUCAGCGAUAAUGCGGAGGCUUGGCGUAUCGCUGUGGACUUGAUGCAGGAAAAGGAACUGAGAGUUCGCACGCCUCUGGAGGAACUGGAGCUAUUGUAG
This is a messenger RNA of Sphaeroforma arctica JP610, 4985 nucleotides long. RefSeq lists its product as hypothetical. Lineage: Eukaryota; Ichthyosporea; Ichthyophonida. Gene Ontology annotation, cellular component: catalytic step 2 spliceosome. The record is from RefSeq and is a predicted model, not a curated record. The coding region runs from base 15 to 4985 and encodes 1656 amino acids. Gene Ontology annotation, biological process: regulatory ncRNA-mediated post-transcriptional gene silencing; negative regulation of RNA catabolic process. The transcript has 15 exons.